Peronospora matthiolae is the source of this 651-nucleotide messenger RNA. NCBI's taxonomy places the organism in Eukaryota, Oomycota, Peronosporomycetes, Peronosporales, Peronosporaceae. The record is from the annotation of a GenBank genome assembly.
AUGUACGAAGGGAUUGACAACCUGAAAUCCCUUUACGACCGUGCCGGGAAGACUUUCUCCGGCGGUCCUUCUGCGGCACAGGAUGUGCCGCGUCGUACUGCUCGACCAGACCCAGUACGUCAACCAUCAAUUGGGAGCGGGGCUCCCAAGAAUCCCAGGACGGGGGAUAGCCGCGCCACCGGACGAGGUAACUCGUCCGACGUCCGUUCACGUCGCGGUGGUUCAACAGCUGCUCAACUAGAUAGCGCUGGCCACCGCGAGAGUCCUCUAAUGGAGGUGGAGGAGGAGGAAAGACGCUCUCCACACGAUCAUGUGGAUCGGUGUGUUCCCGAGAGCUUCUUUGAUCGCGUAACGCAAGGGUUACGCGACGAUCUCGAGCAUGAGCGGAAUAGGCGUCUCCAGAUGGUGGACACUGCCUCGAAGCAUCGAGCUGAGUUUGCCUUUGCUCAGCUUGAGAACGAGAGAGCUCUGACAUCUCUUCGUGACGAGCUAAGGGUAGCUCGUGGGAUUGUUGAUCGGUCUCGGGAUCAGAUAGCUGCUCUUCAGACCCUUGUUGAUGCCCACCAUCGGGAGCACAAGGCUCUCUGCGAGAUGCUUGAGCGCAAGGGCGUUCUUCAUCGGAAGAAGCAGCGUACUGAUGGUACGGCUUAA